UUCUUGAAAACUCACCUCUGAACAGGAGCCCACCCUCCACCCCUGACACCAUGACCCACUCCUGCUGCUCCCCUUGCUGCCAGCCUACCUGCUGCAGGACCACCUGCUGCCAGCCCACCUGCAGUGGGUCCAGCUGUUGUGAGUCCAGCUGCUGCCAGCCCUGCUGCCCCCAAACUCGCUGUCAAGUCACCUGCUGCAGGACCACCUGCUACCAACCAGCUUGUGUGACCAGCUGCCGCCCUUCCUGCUGCAGCGCUCCCUGCUGCCAGCCCACCUGCUCUGAGCCCAGCUGCGGUGGUCAAACCUGCAGUGGGUCCAGCUGCUGCCAGCCUUGCUGCCCCCAAACUCGCUGUCAAGUCACCUGCUGCAAGACCACCUGCUACCAACCAACCUGUGUGACCAGCUGCUGCCGCCCUUCCUGCUGCAGCGCUCCUUUCUGCCAGCCCACCUGCUCUGAGUCCAGCUGCUGUGGACAAACCUGCAGUCAGUCCAGCUGCUGCCAGCCUUGCUGCCCCUCAACUUGCUGUCAGACCAUCUGCUGCCAGCCAGCUUGCUCUGAACCCGUGUACUGCCGGAGAACCUGCUACCACCCCACCUGCGUUUGCCUGCCUUGUUGCCAAGCCCAGAGCUGCGGAUCCAGCUGCUGCCAGCCUUCCUGCUGCUGAUCACCCCACCAAAGAACCACCGUCUGCACAAACCAAUCUUUUUAUGGCCUUGCCAUUCCUAGGACACAUUUACUGCCCAAGGUUGCUGAAAGCCAGCAUGCUAUCACUAAAUUUCUGUUACUCAUCUGACUGUUGAAAAGCUUGUGAACAAGCUUGAUGGAGUGCAGAGGACUUCCCCCAAUUCUCCUCCUCCUGGUGUCUGUGGACCAUGUGCCAGAUCCUUGCAUCCUCCAUCCGGAGUCAUGAUCUGCUUUGACCUGAAGUCAGAAUCUUUACCCUCUUCCUCUAAGUAACUUAGAAAAACAAAUCCCCACAACUUUCACAUGGAUUUCUGCAAUUGUUGAAUAAUCUUCAGAAUCAUGUUUUUCUUUUCAAUGUACUCAUGGCUCUUGUACCCUGCUUUCUUCUUUUCGUGAUCACUUCGGUCUCUCUAGAUGGAGGGGGUCUUACCUAUAUUUCAUAAUAAAUCCUGUACCUUUAUUCACCCUCA
Messenger RNA from Equus quagga, 1155 nucleotides. RefSeq names its product keratin-associated protein 9-3-like. The transcript has a single exon. NCBI's taxonomy places the organism in Eukaryota, Metazoa, Chordata, Mammalia, Perissodactyla, Equidae. The record is from RefSeq and is a predicted model, not a curated record. Bases 51 to 665 code for a protein of 204 amino acids. Gene Ontology annotation, cellular component: keratin filament.